Styela clava is the source of this 1722-nucleotide messenger RNA. RefSeq lists its product as uncharacterized. NCBI's taxonomy places the organism in Eukaryota, Metazoa, Chordata, Ascidiacea, Stolidobranchia, Styelidae. Gene Ontology annotation, molecular function: copper ion transmembrane transporter activity. Gene Ontology annotation, cellular component: membrane. Gene Ontology annotation, biological process: copper ion transmembrane transport. The record is from RefSeq and is a predicted model, not a curated record.
UACAAACUCAGAAUACAUAACUCUGAUAAAAUGGAAAUGAAAGAUUCGUUACAUUUUGAAGUUCCAUUCACACUGUUAUUUAGACAAUGGAAAGUAGUUAAUACAAAAGAUGCAAUACUUUCUUGCCUCCUGCUGAUGAUUAUAUCGUUGUUGUACGAAUGCUUAAAAUACGGCCGAUCCCACCUCAACACCGUCUUAGGAAAAGCAAUCAACCAUACGGAAGAGCGGGCAACAUCCAAAGUGAUUAGAAAGGUUUCCACUUCCCCUUCAUGCCAAUGCGUACCGAUAAAUAGUACCAAACAACUGAUUCGUACUCCCAAAGUAAAAAGAUCGAAGUGUUCAUCGAUUAGAAGAUUUUUGAAGUCUUCAGUCCUAAUAUUGCACUUGACUUGCUGCCUCAUGUACGGGCUAGAAAUGUUCAUAUCACUGUCUCUUAUGUUGUCGGCAAUGUCAUUUCACAUUGGUGUAAUAGUCAGCAUAGUUGUUGGAGCAGUGUCGGCAAAAAUUAUUCUGAUGUGGCCAAGGGGUACAAGACCAGUCAGUGAUAAUGUGUUAAAUGAUACUCAAUGUCAUUAAAAGCGACGAUGAAACGACGCUUGACAUGACUCAGUUUUGCACGAACAAUAGAAGAAUGAUCAAUCAACGUGAAGUUAAAGCGUUCUCUACCAGACGCUAUUUACUCGCCAUAGUUUAUAGCUGUUUCUAUAUUUCAUGUUGUUCCAUAAUGAUUGCUUAUAGUACACAUAUAAAAAAAUGUCUUUCCAUUACAGCAUUUGACAUGAUUCCAAUUAUCGGGUGUCCCGUUUCAACAAAUGAUGAACGUGCUCACUUAUCAAUUAUAGUCAAAUUUGCAUUUUCCAACUGUUUUUGUAUGCCUCAAUAUCGUAUUUCGGAAACGAAUACCCGCAUUUAAACCUGAAGCAUAUUACAUAUGGAUAGAGAUAGUGUCAAGACUGGUCUUACUCAUUGGUCAUUAAUCCUUAACUUAAAUAUGUCAGUAAUUCUACUAAGCUGCAUUUAAUCUUUUGUCAUGCUGGUGAUACAUUUUUACCAAAUUUUUCGAGCCCAUCAUCCUCUGAUAUGGAGUAUUUAUUGUGUUGAUGAGUUCUCAACAAAACAUGCCCUUCCCCAAUAGUUUUCUGUGAUUACAUCGAUUUUGUUGAGGUUUUAUUUGACAGACCAACUUUUCUAAUAAUCAUUUUCAAUGUGAACCUUAAUCACAUCAGCAAAUAGGGUGGGAGUUGACCUCGAUCGCAUCAUGGUCGUAUCGCUCCCUCCCGUCAAUACCAAAGCAAUUUUAUUUGUGUUACGUAUUUUUUUUCGUAUUGAUGAUUGUUUGUAUGACAAAAUAAUAUAUACGGUAUCUCUCUCUAAAGAAACCAUCCAUAACAGGAAUCACGAUUGUUACAAUUUUGCUAUAGGGUCAUCUGGUAAGAUAAAUCGAAUAUCGCUCAAUCGUGCUUAGGGACAAGAAUAUGAAAAACGCAAGUUAAUUUGACAACAGUUUUUGUCUUAUCUUAAAGCGAUGAUGUUGCAAAAAUAAUGCAUUUCUAUUGACCUAUUGAUACAUGCGUGUGGCGCGCCUAAUAAGGUAGUCAUUUACGUCAGAUCAAUGAUACGAAUAUAUAUAUAAAUUGUUUUAAUUAUGAUAACCAUUACGGUAUUGAUAAAAAUCCAGCGUCAAAUGAGGCAAUGACGUGUGAAAAAUUGUAUUCAUUACAU